Molecule: messenger RNA, 1913 nt
Organism: Camponotus floridanus (Florida carpenter ant)
Lineage: Eukaryota; Metazoa; Arthropoda; Insecta; Hymenoptera; Formicidae
Product: tektin-3
Exons: 9
Coding region: 1-1515 (504 amino acids)
Biological process (GO): cilium assembly; cilium movement involved in cell motility
Cellular component (GO): microtubule cytoskeleton; nucleus
Source: RefSeq, a predicted model, not a curated record
AUGGCUAAUAUUAGAAGCGAAAAGAAGACCGAAGCCGUUAUAUAUUCUCAAUUUCAAUCAUGGAGCACAGUCGGUGUUCCGUCAUGUAUGGAACAAGUUGCUGAUUCUCCAGUUUCAGUCAGAAUUGAAGAAUUUCACAAAACCCCGAGGUCUCAUCCUUGGCGCCCUAUGCUUGGAUACAAAAUUCUGGAAGCAGCUCCCUUGUUCGCACAACCCGUAACGAAUUUGAUGAUGGAUGCUGAUCGCAUACCACAUGGAAUGACGACGAAGCCUUUGAAAUUUCCGAAUUUAGUAACUAGUUUCGAUCGUAAUCCUUUGCACGCGGCACGAGCUGCGCUUUGUAUGCGAUACACUCCCUAUGAUUGGAAGCAAAAUCAAAUCAGACUCUACAAUGAAGUGGAUGCGAAUAGAUGCUCUUCCGAAAAAUUACGCAAGGACAGUGUACGCCUAAUAAGAGAAGUUGAUGAAAAGAUACAAAAGAAACAAAUGAAGAAUGAUCAAAAAGGAGAGAAUAUCACUUCCUGGCGGAACGAAGUAGCAUCGGAGUUGGAAAGAUUAAUUAUAGAAGACGAUAGAUUACAAGAAUGUCGUCAUAAUUUGCAAAUUGCGAUUCAGAAUCUCGAAGGACAAUUACAUAUCGCACAAGAAUGUCUCUAUCAUCGAGAGUCGAGAAAAGAUACUGACUUAGUUCAUGAUGAAGUCGAAAGCGCUCUGUUGAAAGAGAUUGAAACGAUAAGAAAUUGUGAGACAAAAUUAGAACAGAUCACAAAUAGAUGCAUCAAUCAAUUGACAAAUGAUCAAACGAUACAACAUCAGCUGCAAACAAAUAUAUGCAAAAAAACAGCAUUGGGAAUCGAUGUAUGCCAUCAUAUAAAUGAUUUUAGUCGAAACCUACAAUGUUAUAGUGAAAUAAAAAAAUACGAUCCUAGUAUCACCGAGAUUGGAUCUUGGACGGAAAUGGCAAACAAUAUAGUGAUGAAAUCGGAGGCAGAACGUGUGAUAUCAAGUCAAUUACGAAGCGACAUCGAUACUGUCAUGAACACUGUGAACUACGAGAUGUAUGAAGCUUGGGAAAAUACCAAUAAGGCGUUGAACAGAAGAGUCAUUGAAUUAUUGGAAGCGAAGGAAAAACUACAAUCAUAUUUGCAUAAAAUUCAAGAAGAAAUUUUAAACAUCGAAAAGAGUAUGAAACUAAUACAAAAAACAAUCGCCGAUUUAGAGAUUCUGAAAGUUGCAAAUACACGAAAUUUGGAUACCAAACUUUACCGUUCGGAAGCUGAACAAUGCAAGAAUCAUACUCAAUUCAGGAUAAAUAAAGAAGUGAAGGAUAUUAAUAAAAUAAUAUACGAUAUGAAUUUGAAAUUGCAACAAUGUAAGGCGCAACAUCAACAACUUUUGCACACAAAGUCUAAUUUGGAAAGUGAUUUAAAGUUCAAAACAGACGUACUCUUCAUCGAUAGAGACAAGUGCAUAGGUCUUCGAAGAAGUUAUCUGACUUCGAUUACAAAAUUUUAAAAUGCUUACAUAUUGCAGGUAGAUAUAUAAAAUCUUUGCAAAUUUUAAAGAAACAUUGAUUGGAAAGAUAUUCAACUAAUUGUUAAAUUAAUAAAAACUGAAACAAGAUCAUUGAAAGAGAAAUACACAAUUGUGAACAAUUAUCUUUAUUGUCAAGUUACAAAUUAAUGUCUUUAGGCAAAGUAUAAUAUUAUCUAUUUAUCCAUACAAAUAUCUUAUAAUACAACCAAUAUCUCAAAUCUAUUCAAUUUAUGAUUUUGUACAGUUUUUCUCAUUAUACAACGUAGGACUUUAAGUAUUUCAUUGUGAAUGUAAAUUGCACAAUGCUUUUAGGAACAUUCACAAGUGAUAUACCAUACAUAGUAGUUUCUUUAAUUUUUCUCUAACUAAUAGAAAGA